AUGAACCGUCUCUUUGGGUCAAAGAGCACUGCUCCCAAGCCGUCGUUGAACGACGCCAUCAAAGGCAUCGAUGACCGUGUGGGAAGUCUUGAUGUCAAACUCUCCAAGAUCAAUGCUGAGCUUCUGACUUACCAACAAAAAAUCAGCCGAAUGCGAGAUGGGCCCGGAAAAUCGGCAUUAAAGCAACGGGCCUUGAAGCUUUUGAGACAAAGAAAACAAAUCGAGGCCCAGAAAGACCAAUUGGAGCUGCAGUCGUGGAACAUAACUCAGGCUUCGAUGACUACAGACAAUCUUCAAAAUACUAUGAUAACCGUGGAUGCCAUGAAGCUGGCCAAUAAACAAUUGCGUAAGACAUACGGGAAGAUCGAUAUCGACCAGAUAGAAUCGCUUCAGGACGAAAUGUUGGAUUUAAUCGACAAAUCCAACGAGUUGCAAGAAGCAUUGCUGACGACAUACGAUGUUCCAGAUGAUAUCAGCGAAUCUGAACUUGAUGCUGAACUCGAUGCUUUGGGUGAAGAAAUGCAGUAUGAAAACGAAAUGGCAGAAACUGGAAUUGGAAUGCCUAGCUACUUAAACGAUGAAGCUGUGGGUACAGACAACUUGCCUACUUUUAUUGAUGAACAGCCCGUAGAAGAAAAUCCAGCCAAGGUUGCGAGCUAG
Scheffersomyces stipitis CBS 6054 is the source of this 660-nucleotide messenger RNA. RefSeq names its product Cta1p. Lineage: Eukaryota; Fungi; Ascomycota; Pichiomycetes; Serinales; Debaryomycetaceae. The transcript has a single exon. The record is from RefSeq and is a predicted model, not a curated record. Bases 1 to 660 code for a protein of 219 amino acids. Gene Ontology annotation, cellular component: multivesicular body. Gene Ontology annotation, biological process: late endosome to vacuole transport via multivesicular body sorting pathway; vesicle budding from membrane.